UUCAUAAAGCAAAACGGGAAACUUGGUUGGCUGACAGUGGUGUGACUCCUGUAUUUGUCCGUACAGUACAGAUUGGCUUUCAUUUAGACAAAGUUCUUCAUAUUUGUUUUCAUUUUUGCACCGAACGAACAUUUCGAAAGUCUUUUAGGUUCAGCGAGCUUUUGACAAAAGGAGGCGUGAGAUCUAGGGAAUGUGCUUUGAUUUUUAACGUUUUCUGAGAUAAAAAAAAAACCAAACAAACAAAAAAAGCAAAAUGACUCAGUGGUAUCAGCUGCAGCAGCUGGAGUCAAAAUAUCUGGAGCAAGUUGAUCAACUCUACGAUGACAGCUUUCCAAUGGAAAUUAGACAGUACCUAAGCCAAUGGAUUGAGAGCCAAGACUGGGAACUUGCAGCCACAAAUGAUUCCCUGGCCACCUUGCGGUUUCAUGACCUGCUUUCACAAUUAGAUGACCAAUACAGUCGCUUUACAUUGGAGAACAACUUCCUGAUGCAGCACAAUAUCCGGAAAAUAAAACGCAAUCUCCAGGUUCACUUUCAGGAAGAUCCGAUCCAGAUGGCAAUGAUCAUUUGCAGCUGUCUGAAAGAAGAAGAGAAGAUAUUAACUCUGGCCAAGAAAGCUGAUCAGGACAACAUUGGGAGCACACAGAAUACUGCAAUGGUGGAGAAACAGAAGGAACUGGAUUACAAAGUGAGGGAUAUAAAGAACAGAGUUCAGGAAACAGAACAGAGGAUUAAGUCACUUGAGGACCUGCAAGACGAACAUGACUUCAAAUACAAAACUCUGCAGAGCAGAGAGCACGAAUCAAGUGGCACAACCCCAAUUGAAAUCAAACGUGAAGAAAUGAUCAUCAGAAACAUGUUUAUAGAACUGAACAUGAAAAGAGAGGAUGUAGUGUUUAAAAUAGCAGAAGCCUUGAAUCUCACAGAACAGAUUCAGACUGCCCUGAUAACAGACGAGCUUGUGGAGUGGAAACGUCGCCAGCAGAUUGCUUGCAUUGGAGGGCCUCCAAACGCAUGCCUGGACCAACUGCAGACUUGGUUUACAAUAGUGGCCGAGAGUCUGCAGCAGGUCCGACAGCAGUUAAAGAAGUUGGAGGAGCUGGAGCAGAAGUACACAUACGAGAAUGACCCAAUCACACAAAAGAAGCAUUUCCUGGAGGACAGAGCACAGCUGCUGUUCCGCAGUCUAAUUCAGAGUUCUUUUGUGGUGGAGAGGCAACCCUGCAUGCCAACUCACCCUCAGAGACCCCUGGUCUUGAAGACCGGGGUGCAGUUCACUGUGAAGCUAAGGCUCCUGGUUAAGCUUCAGGAACUGAAUUAUCAGCUGCGUGUUAAAGGAUCAUUUGAUAAAGAUGUGAAUGAGAAGAAUACUGUGAAAGGAUUCAGAAAGUUUAACAUUCUGGGGACCAGUACAAAAGUAAUGAACAUGGAAGAGUCAACAAAUGGAAGUUUAGCUGCUGAGUUCAGACAUCUGCAACUGAAAGAGCAGAAAAACACAGGGAGCAGAACCAACGAGGGUCCUCUCAUUGUGACUGAGGAGCUCCACUCCAUUAGCUUUGAGACACAGCUCUGCCAGCCUGGACUGGUAAUAGAUUUAGAGACGUCCUCUCUUCCUCUGGUGGUUAUCUCUAAUGUGAGCCAGCUUCCCAGUGGCUGGGCCUCCAUUCUGUGGUACAACAUGUUGACUAAUGAGCCCAAGAAUCUGUCCUUCUUCCUGAACCCCCCUGCUGCCAGAUGGAGCCAGCUGUCUGAGGUUCUGAGCUGGCAGUUCUCUUCAGUCACCAAACGAGGGCUCAACUCUGAGCAGCUCACCAUGCUGGGGGAGAAACUGCUGGGUCCUAAUGCCAGUAACCCCGAAGGCCUAAUUCCCUGGACGAAGUUUUGCAAGGUGGGUGAGAAUAUAAAUGAAAAAUCCUUCUGGUUAUGGAUUGAAGGGAUCCUGGAGCUCAUUAAAAGGCACCUUCUGGCACUGUGGAAUGAUGGAUGCAUCAUGGGGUUUGUUAGUAAGGAGAGGGAACGUGCUUUGCUGAAUAACAAAAGUCCUGGCACGUUCCUACUGAGAUUCAGUGAAAGCAGCAGAGAGGGGGCCAUAACCUUCACGUGGGUGGAAAUGUCACACAAUGAUGAACCUCAGUUCCACGCAGUGGAGCCCUACACCAAGAAGGAGCUGUCGGCUGUGUCAUUCCCAGACAUAAUCCGAAAUUACAAAGUGAUGGCUGCUGAGAAUAUCCCUGAAAACCCGCUCCGAUUCCUUCACCCUGAUAUUCCCAAGGAUAAUGCUUUUGGAAAAUACUACUCCAGACCAACAGAACCCUCGGAACCUAUGGAUGUGGAUAAUGAUAAAAGAAGUAAUGGCUACAUACCAACUGAAUUAAUCUCUAUAUCAGAAGUAAUUUCUUUUCAAGAUGGCAAGACGAUUAGAGGGGUUGAAUCAGGCAGAAAUACUGUAGUCUGAUUCCGGUGAAUCAGAAUUUUCUGACAGUGAUUCAAUUUAUAUAAUAUAGGUUUUCUCAGUAUUAUUUUUUUAAAUAAACGUUCAGUUCUAAACCAUGCGUUGUGUUUUUUUUUGUUUUUUUUUAACAAAAUACUCGAAAUUCAUUAAAUCACUCAGGUGAAAGAAUGUCUUAUAUUUUGUCCAUAUUUAAAAAAAAUAAAAAUAAAUUAAAAAAUAAACAAAACUUUUAGGGACAGUUGAGGGGCCUUCAGGUAAUAGAAUAGAAUGUUUUUGUACCUUAAUCUCUUUGAAACUAGAAUGUUUUUGUACCUUAAUCUCUUUGAAACCCCAAAAUCUACUGAAUAAUAAUUAAAGAAACAUACAUUUUUGAAAAAUAUAUUUUUAUUUAGUACUUAUUGGAGUGGAAAAUCAGUAAAAGUACUUUUUAGUUCCUGCAUUAUUGUAUAAUAUUCUCUAGUGUCCUGAACAAAGUCUUUACUGUUAAAAAAAGAUUGUGAUGCAUUUCAAAGAUAAAAGGGUUCCAUAUCCCCUUGUUCUCAAUCCUAUAUUCAUAUAGGCCUAAGGAUCAUACAAUUUUUUAUUGUAUUUUAGUGUAACCCCCCCCUCGUGUUCCCACAUUUCCCACAUACAUUUAUAGACUACUUUAAUUAAAUCAAACUUUUAGAUGUUACACAUAUCUAUUUAAGUAGUAAAACUUGUACUUAGUAGAAGUUUUAUUUUAUAUACUUUUGUGUGUGUGUGAGUGUGUGUGUAUUGGAAAGAUAACGAGACACAAACAAGUAAUGUGUGAUAAUUCGGAAUGUGCAUGACAAGUUAAUUAUUUUCUCUUGUUAAUUUUUUUUAAUCUUCAUGGCAACACAUGAAACUCUCCUCACGAUUUUCAGAGUCGUUCUUUUCCUAAUAACUAGGCAGACACGGAAAUUUAAAUAUCCCCUCCCCUAAAUUAAUAUGAAUUGAGUAAUCUGCAUUGGUACUGCCUACUUUUUUACCUAAAUCAGAACAGCAUAGCAACGCAUUUCCUGAAAAGUAUGGCAAAAACAUUGUGAGGAAAACUGUCAUGACUUGUGCAUGUAAACACAGUCACUGUCUUGUAAUUUGCCCAAACAUCAAUAUUUUUCAACAAAACUUUUAGGUAGUAUUGUAAGGCCCCUCAGGUAAUAAAAUAACAAGUUUUUUUUGUUUGUUUUUUUAAUAAAUUUAUCUCUUGGAAAACACUAAGCAGAAAACAAAAAAUAAAAAAUAUAGUGUUGAAAAAAUAGAGAUGCUUUUAUGGUUUUCAGAGUUCCUUUAUACUGUUCUCCAGUGUUCUGAAAAAAGGACACCAGUUCCAAGAUACUACUGUAAAAAAAUAGAUUUUUGUGAUUUUUUUUUUUUUUUUUUAUAGUAAGAGUCAAAUACAGCCAAAAAAAAACUGGUCCUGGGGGAGCAUCCCAUUAAAAAACGCUUAGUCCUUAAAGAGGAGCACUAGCAUACAUUGU
Acipenser ruthenus (sterlet) is the source of this 3933-nucleotide messenger RNA. RefSeq names its product signal transducer and activator of transcription 1-alpha/beta-like. The transcript has 23 exons. NCBI's taxonomy places the organism in Eukaryota, Metazoa, Chordata, Actinopteri, Acipenseriformes, Acipenseridae. The coding region runs from base 254 to 2455 and encodes 733 amino acids. Gene Ontology annotation, molecular function: DNA-binding transcription factor activity, RNA polymerase II-specific; RNA polymerase II cis-regulatory region sequence-specific DNA binding. Gene Ontology annotation, biological process: type I interferon-mediated signaling pathway; cell surface receptor signaling pathway via JAK-STAT; regulation of transcription by RNA polymerase II. The record is from RefSeq and is a predicted model, not a curated record.